Molecule: messenger RNA, 5336 nt
Organism: Oncorhynchus gorbuscha (pink salmon)
Lineage: Eukaryota; Metazoa; Chordata; Actinopteri; Salmoniformes; Salmonidae
Product: monoglyceride lipase-like
Exons: 7
Coding region: 120-1139 (339 amino acids)
Cellular component (GO): membrane
Molecular function (GO): lipase activity
Source: RefSeq, a predicted model, not a curated record
AGGCUUACGCUUCCGUGACGUAGAUCGCUUGUAUUGAAUUGAAAAAAAUAUUUCUAAACUGCGGAAUCGCUUGCUGCUGACCACGAGCCAGCCAGCAAAUUAAUGAAAAAUAGCGAACAAUGAACGUCUUGGUCACGUGCUUGUUUUUCGCCGGUCUGUCCUACCUGUAUAGCACCGACCUAAUAUCUGUGCUCCGUGUUUAUGUUGCAGAGUGGGUCCUCGGCGCCUCCAUGCCGGAACCAGGAGCUCCGCGGCGGACUCCGCAAGGUGUCCCCUACGCCGACUUGCAGCACAUCGUCAACGCCGACGGACAGCACUUGUUCUGCCGCUACUGGGAGCCAGAGGGCCCCCCAAGGGCUCUGGUGUUCGUGGCCCAUGGGGCAGGGGAGCAUUGUGGGCCUUAUGAUGAGAUCGGCCAGACCCUGAAGGAACAGUCUCUGCUUGUCUUUGCACACGACCAUGUUGGCCAUGGCCAGAGUGAAGGAGACAGGAUGAAUAUUAAGGACUUCCAGGUGUUUGUCAGAGACUCCCUCCAGCACAUUGACCUGAUGAAGGGACGACACCCUGACCUGCCAAUCUUCAUCAUUGGACAUUCUAUGGGUGGAGCCAUUUCCAUUCUGACGGCGUGUGAACGACCUAAUGACUUUGCCGGUGUGGCUCUGAUUGCUCCUAUGGUCAAGAUGAACCCAGAAUCUGCCACACCCUUCAAGGUGUUCCUGGCUAAAGUCCUAAAUCACAUGGUGCCUAGUCUCUCUCUGGGCUCUAUUGAGUCUAAAUGGGUUUCACGGGACCAAAAACAGGUUGAGGCGUAUGACAAUGACGAGUUGAACUAUCACGGUGGGCUGCGUGUGUCAUUUGGCAUGCAGCUGAUGGGCGCGGUGGCGCGGAUCGAGAGGGAGGUCCCUGCCAUCACCUGGCCCUUCCUGCUUCUCCAUGGUGACGACGACAAGCUGUGUGACAUUAGAGGGUCCCAGAUGAUGUUUGACAUGGCCCAGAGCACGGACAAGAAGAUUAAGGUGUACGACGGAGCAUACCACGCCCUGCACCAUGAACUCCCAGAGACGGCGGCAGCGGUGCUGAAGGAAGUCACUGGCUGGAUCUCUGAGCGUCUCGCUGGGUCUCCUUCUCAGGGCUCCUAGUCCCCUCCUCCUCUUCACCCCCCAACCCACUGUAUGACCUAAAUACAUUUGUACUGACAGCAUAUACUCUACUGCUAGCCGACCAGGAGUGAUCAUUUUCAGUACAAAUGUAGUUAAGUGCACCUUACCCCAGCCCUGUGCACGUCAGUCAGACUUAAAACCUCUUGGUCCUCUGGGGAGAAGUGGGGGGUGACAGGUCAGGAGGCCCACAGGAGGUUUCCUUAAGGUCAACUUGUCAGUGACCUUUGACCCCCAUGGCCAAUGUAGGUCCUGAUUUUCUAGGCUCUUCAUUAGGGACAACAGUUGUGCCCCAGCUGCCAGGCAGCAUUUCAUAGUACAUAUAUCAGCCAUGUCUCCCUGUACUGAGUUCAAAGAGAACAAUGCUGAGAGCUAGGCCAGGCGCAAUUCACAGAGGGAUUUCUUUCCUCCUUUGUAAUCACAGUGUUCAAUAGGCCAAUAGAAACAUAUUGAAUUUGCCCAGGCUGAGGUGUUCCCUUUUGUGUGUUGCCAUGGAGACAACUGGCCUUUGUUAUCCCCACUGUAUCUCAAAUCCUUUGUUCAUAGAGUCAAACAUUUUGGACUUGUUUGAACACCCAGCUCCCCAGAUUGCUGCCACUAGUGGUCAUCUAUCAGAACUGCAGGGUAUAGGUGGCUGCAACCCAAGAUGGAGAAGUUGCCCGUUACUAUGGCAACACCUCAGGAAAAACCCUAUUGGGAAAAAAAGGCUGAAUCCAUUAGAGCACCACAGUAUGGUGAGGCAUGCUGUGAAUCAUUAUACAGUACAUGCUGUGAAUCAUUAUACAGUACAUGCUGUGUACAGACAAAGGCGUCACUUCGCUGCAGUUCUUAUAUUGAAAAAGAUGACGGCCUCAAUUCAUCACCUACAACCUCACCAUUUAUCUGUGUUUCUCCAUAUUUGCAUUGCUAACGACUAAUACAGAUUUUAAUGUAUAAGUCGCUCUGGAUAAGAGCGUCUGCUAAAUGACUUAAAUGUAAUGUAAAUGUAAUAAUGUGAAAUAUCCAUGUUACCGAUAUUCCUUUUUUUAAAUGGUGGAAGUUGUUUUGUAAGGGGAAGACUGGUAAAUCUAAUUGUCUGAUGCGUUGAGCAUUUAAUAAAGUGAAAUUCAAUUGACUAGACAUUUGUCAAUAGACCAUUGUUAGUAACUCAACCAAGGGGCCAGGGUUUCUGUCUAGAAGCACGGUUUUGACUACUCCGGCAGUCUUGCUUUGGUACUGCAGUUUAACUGAUACCCGGCCCAGAAAUACAAUUUCCUUAGUUGGCCAUAUAGAAUACCACAGUAUGAGUCAUAAUAGCCAUAAAAUCUAGCGGUCAAGCAAGGAACUGGUUCCAAUCAUUUUUCCACCAUAAAUGUGCCCCCCUGGCAUGACGUUUUAAUAACCGUGUAAAUCUCUCUCGGACAAGGUGACUUUUAUCUAUAUAAAUUCUGUAUUUACCCCCCCAAAAUCAAAUGCUAAUUAGCUGCUAAUGUGGUUAUCAUUAACUACUACAAAUUACCAUGAUGAUCUGGACGAGACAGCUGAAUCGAGGCAAAGGUAAGAAUCUGGAUUAACUAUCUAAGGUGUCAGCUAGAGAUGACGUGCAGGAGCUUGCAGGGAUUUGUAGUCUUGCCGAAUAUAAGUCACCUUGCCCGAGUGAGAUUUACACGGUUAUUGAAACGCCACACCAGGGUAAGCCUACACAAACACAGCCCAUAUUUAAAGUGUUUCUAAAAUCACCUAUGGGAAAUAUGAAUGAUGGAGAAAUUAUUGGAACCAUUUUCCUGUUUGACCACUAGGUUUUAUGGGUAUUAUGACACCUCUACUGUGGGGCUCUAUAGAGAAGUCAGAUUAGAAAAUUCCUAAUAAAAGACACUUUAGUCAUCUUUAUGCACAAAACAUCCAUUUAAUUAUUCAAAUUGUUGCCGAGGCCGUUUUAUUUUCCUUCAUCACUCACAGCCGAAGAAAUUCAGAUGUUAUAUUCAUCCAAUGUCUGCUAUGUGCAUGUGAAGUUGUGCUGUGUAAACCGGAUGUAGCCGUUCCAUGAAUCGGCGAAUGUGAGUAGAUUACAUUGAACACAACAGUCGGACAUCUUGGACAAAGUAAAUCAGCAUUGUGUUUGUGUGAACUGAAUGACCCGUUUUUAAAUAACACACAUUUAAGAACAAUAUGGUGGCAUAUAUUUGAAAAGGGCAGAAUUUGUCUAAUUGUAAAUGUGUUACUCCUGAAACCAGACAUGUUCUUAUCAAUAAAUAUUGAUAAACUGUCAGCUUGCUCAUAACAAAUGUAAUAAUAUGUGAAGGACAUAAGUAUUAUUCUGUUUGCAUCUAUAUAACUACUUUUAUUGAUCUUGUCUACUCUAUUGAUAUGCAUUCUUAAUUUUUAAAGUAAUGUGAUGUGGAACAUAAGGGUUUUAUACUAUAGUCAACUUACUUUUUAUUGAGCGUUCAGAACUAACACCUGAUUUUGAGAAGUAAGAAUCUGAAUGGCCCUUUUUAUGAAGUGUAAUGUAUUUUACUAUGUGAUUCGUGUUCCUUUGUGCUUUAUUCCCAUAACCUGUGUGAAAACAACUUGGGCUCCUUGGUCACUUAAAGACUGACUGAAAAUUGCUGAAGGGCUUAAACUACAUUCUCAUGUGACCCACUAGAACAGUGUUUCCCAACACCGGUCCAACACCGGAUGUUAUGUGUCCCUAGAAAUAAUCAGAAUUGAUGUAAACAUUAGUUUUGAAAACCUAGCUUACCUCAGGUAUUGGUUAAGUUGACCCGCAGGACAGAGUAAGUUAAGCCACCUACACAUUUCUGUACUGAAUUAAUUAUUACCCCUACCUUUUGAAAAACAUGUCUUUAUUUCCCAAACACAAUCACAUUUGUCUAUUAAUCAUAUUUUAACACAGUCUUAACACAUGACAAACACUUUGCACUUUUCAAAAACACUUUGAGGACACGCCUGCGAAGAAAACGCUUCAAUUUGCUCAACUUGCCAUUGGCUAAACAUACCAAGGCAAACAUUUAGACUAUAUUAGCCUACACAGCUACAAGGAUGCACUUUCAUGCAAAGGUUGACCCCAACUGACGUAUAGAACGAUCAAUACAUUAAUUUGACUGUUUUCUGGACCGAACUUGCUUACUACAGUUUCCAUGUGGUUUCUUUCUUCCCAGACUACAUGCAAUUAGGAUCUCUUUCUAAAUAUUUAGUCCAUUCUGUGUAUGGUUUCCUAGAAACAAGGGUGGCUCAAUUUACCCAACUCUCCCCAUAUCAUUUUGUUGUGGGCCUGGACAAGCACACCUGAUUCUACUUGUCAACUAAUCAUCAAGCCCUCAUUGAGCUGAAUGAGGUGUGUUUGUUGUAAAAUGUGUGCUGUUGGGGUACUGGAGGAGCAGAGUUGGGAAACACUGCACUAGAAUCAGCCAUGCCAAACAGCAGUCAGUCUCUAGAGACUGGGGCUUGAGCCGAUCCAACAGUUAUUGCUGAAUCACCUCAUACAGUAGGACAGGUAUCAUCAACUAGAUUCAGCCGCUGGCUCAUUUGAAUUCUUCUUUUCUUCUUGAGCGGAUGGUCAGGGGGGCCGGAAAAUAAUUGCAAAUAAUUUGUAGAUUUUCUGCUCAGCAAACUAGAGGGGGGGGGGGGCAAAUAAAAUCAGACUGGAGACAAAUUUGGCCAGUAGGGGCUCCAUUCAAUCUGUAUCAUUACAAUAAAAAUGUAAAGACAAAGUUCCCAUGUUAUAGCUGACAUGGCAUUCACGGUAAAAGCUGCAGAUGUCGGAACAAUCAGAAACGUUUACAUUUUUAUUGUGCAACUGUAACGCUUCAGCACUACAGAUUGAAUAGAGCCCGAGGUGUUCUCUGGGUCUAAUAGAUACAUACUUUCAAAUAGUUGAGCUGCACUUGAUUUGGCAUGCCCAGUACAAUGGAACCAAUGAAAAGUGCAAAGCACAUCAAAUACAGUAUUUGACCUAGGUCUGGUGCUAUGAUGGUUUUGGUUACGUACAAAAUGUUGAUGAGAGCCUGAUGGAAGAUGUUGGAACAAUGUUUAAUGAUCUGUCCUUUGUAUUCCUCAAACUGAACAUUUUUGUAACACAAACUGCUGUAACAUAUGAUGUUUUGAAAUGACUUGUGACCACUGAGAAACAAGAAACUUACUAAAUAAGCUAAAACCUAUUCAAACAAUGUUCCCAAUAAACCUUGACUGUUGAACUAA